Messenger RNA from Mercurialis annua (annual mercury), 2597 nucleotides. Its product is annotated as probable serine/threonine-protein kinase PBL20. Gene Ontology annotation, molecular function: protein kinase activity; ATP binding. The record is from RefSeq and is a predicted model, not a curated record. NCBI's taxonomy places the organism in Eukaryota, Viridiplantae, Streptophyta, Magnoliopsida, Malpighiales, Euphorbiaceae. Bases 115 to 2442 code for a protein of 775 amino acids. Gene Ontology annotation, cellular component: plasma membrane. The transcript has 12 exons. Gene Ontology annotation, biological process: protein phosphorylation.
CUUGCCGGUUUCUUAUUUUUUUAAUUUUUACUCUUCAUACAAUUGUGCUUUUACUCUAGCUAUAGAAAGUAAAAUAAAAAAAACUGUGUUCUUGGUGGUGUUCGCGGGAAGAAGAUGGACGAGGUGAAUUUUCAAGUUUUGGAGUCGAAAUCAGGCCCUGACAGAUUAAGGAGAACAAUGGCGCCAGUGUAUUUGAAGGCCAAAGAUUUGGUGAAAUGUACGAAUGGAUUCAGCGAAGAUAAUUUAAUUGGAAAAUUUCAAUUCGGAGAAGUUUAUCGCGGAUUUAAUUUUCGUAAAGAAGAAGUUAUCGUUAAGGUUUGGAAUAAUGAGUUAGAUAAUGUUCGUCCUGGCGACAAUGAAGCCAGAUGGUCUGACGAAAUUCGGCUGCAUGAGUGUUUUAGAAGUCACAAUUUCCAUCCAAAUUUGGCUAAGCCGUUUGCUUUUUGCAUUGACGAUCAUCUAUUGGCUGCUGUUUACCAUCUUCAGCCACCCGCCAUUGACACACUCCUUAAUCUCAUUGAACAAGAUAGCUUUACCUGGCCGCAAAGGAUCAAGGUUGCUCUUGGAUUUGCUUCUUUACUUCAAUUCAUGCAUUCUGAGAGCCAGAGUCCUACACGUUUGCCUUAUCUUAUUCGUAAUAUUAAUGCUGCUCAUAUAAUGGUUGAUGAGGAUCAUGAAGCAGUGUUGUUUGAUUUAAGCAUGAUUUCUGGUGGAAUUCUCAUCGACAAAAGAAACCUUCCAGAUCAAUAUGUUAAUGGAUGUCAUGGUUAUAUUGAUCCAGCUGGGGCAUAUCCAGGUAAAUGGUCAGACAAAUGUGAUGUUUUUUCGUUUGGCGUGCUGAUCUUAUCUUUAAUCAGCAAAAGAGUCUGCAAAGACAUUCGUGAUUCUUCCCCAGUGUAUGAAUGGGCCAGGGAAGAGUAUAAAUCGAAAAGUUCUUCUAUUAAUUUUGGUAAAAGCCAGUCCUCGCUUGUGCAUCAGAGCCUAGAAUCAGGACCAGAAUUCUACUUUAGUGAUGCAAUUACUAUUACAAAAUUGGCGAUGCGUUGUGUUCAGCAUGAUCCUCAAAAGAGACCAAAAAUGAAGAAGGUUGUUGGAUGUUUACGGAAUUUGAAUGUUACUCGACAUUAUGCGGAUAAUUGGGAAAUUAACAAGAUACUCAAUGGUGAUGUUGGUAUUUUGCAACAUGAUAGCCAUUCAGGGAAGAAAUCUAAGCAACAUUUAAAAUGGCACCAGAAACGUAUCUUGCGAUUCUUUCCUGCUGGACUCAUAGCUUCCAGCAGUUUCAAAGACUUUAAUCAUAGUUGGAAAGAGAAAGAAUCUGUGCGACUUACAAAACGGCUUCAUGGAUAUUUCUUUCAAAUCACUCUUGACAAAUGCCACCUUUUUAGUGAUUUAAGAGGCAGUAAUCACAGUUUAAUGGGGGGAAGUUCUGUUGAAGGAAAAGAUAAUGCACUAAAAGUGUUUUCUUAUGAAAACCUACGCGUGUUCACCAAUAAAUUUAGUGAACAAAAUCGCAUUGGAAAUGUCCAAUACGGAGAAGUUUUCCGCGGUAAGAUUGAUGAUAAAAACGUGAUGGUGAAGAUUUGGAAAGUGAAUACUGAAUUGUAUCUAGCUGGUUGGUUUCAUAAUAAAGACAGGUUAUGGGAUGAGAUGGCAUUGCUUCAGGAUCCCAAACUUAUAUCUCAUCCAAAUUUGGUAAAAUUGAUCGGAUACUGCUAUGAGGAAGAUGGUUUUGGUGUUGUCUAUGAUCUUGAUCCACACGAUACAGUACGUCGUCUUGUGCCUAGAGAAGAUGGCUUUACUUGGCUGCAGAGGAUUAAGGUUGGAUAUGAAUUUGCCAGCCUCCUUAAGUUUCUUCAUGCUCCUAAUCCGCCCUAUGAGCCAUGUAGAGUUCGCAGUAUAGAUGCUUCUCAUAUUGUACUUGACAAGGAGUACAGCCCAAAAUUAUUUGAAUUUGGGAUUUGCAGUGGUGGAAUCAUUCUUGACGAUAGAUAUAAAAGGAACAAGUAUGCAUGUGGAAGCGGGGAAUACAUUGAUCCGCAUCCGUAUACUGCUUAUUAUGGAGGCUCGCUGGCGACAAGAUCUGAUGUUUAUGCUUAUGGCUGUAUACUCCUGAGCUUGAUAUCGAAACAAAUUUCUACAUUUGAGGAGAUAAGGAAUGGCACUCUUUGCAUUAGUGAAUGGGCUGUCGAAGCAUACGAGUCGCAGAGAUCGAAGAAAGGCUCGGUGUCGCUUGUGCAUGAAAGCCUAAAGAAUGAUGAUGGUUUUAAUGAGAAUGAUGGAGUUGCGCUUACAAAGUUGGCACUGCAAUGCGUAGAUAUGGAAGGAUGUAAGAGGCCUGCCAUGAAACAAGUUGCGAAGCGUUUACGGAAGCUACAUGCUGUUGGCAAUCAUGCCAAAGACUUGGGCAUCAAGCAUAAAUAUCACUAUGUAGAGAUUUAGAGGACAUAAUUUUUAUUUUUAUUUUGAUAAUUUUUAAGGGAAAGCGCAACUUAGCAAAAUUUUGUUCAGUGCUUAUAACUCGUUGGUAGGACAUUAAAUUAUAUCAUAUCACAUGAAUCUAUAUGAUUUUGGUAGUUUGUAUUUUGCGUGACAAA